Colletes gigas is the source of this 997-nucleotide messenger RNA. RefSeq names its product GATOR complex protein NPRL3-like. Gene Ontology annotation, biological process: cellular response to amino acid starvation; TORC1 signaling; positive regulation of autophagy. Gene Ontology annotation, cellular component: GATOR1 complex. The record is from RefSeq and is a predicted model, not a curated record. The coding region runs from base 86 to 997 and encodes 303 amino acids. The transcript has 3 exons. Lineage: Eukaryota; Metazoa; Arthropoda; Insecta; Hymenoptera; Colletidae.
CGUUGCUGUGUUCCCAAUUGCAAGGGAAAUUAUGAUAGUACCUUAAAAGAUAAUAAUUACAAUUCUAUAUUUUUAAUCCCCAAAGAUGAGGAAUUGCGGGAGAAAUGGAGGGUUGCUAUUCCUCGUAAGAAUUGGACACCAUCAAAAUAUUCUGCCGUCUGUAGUUUGCAUUUUGCAGAAACUGAUAUCGAAAGGUACCACGGUAUUCUAUCGCCCAAUUCAAAUGUAUAGUCCACUGAAAAGUCUACAAACUUUAGCUGCUGAUUCUGAUCUCACGCUUACUCAAAUUUCUCAAUUAACUGGCCAUUUAGUAUAUUGGGCUAAAGCUACUAUAAUUUAUCCUGUUUGUGAAAGCAAUGUUUAUGUUGUAUCACCAGAUGCUGUAAUAACAAAUCAAUUAUUAGAAGCAUUUUCCGAAGAAUUUCCAGGACUUUGUCUUUUACAGGUGAUCAGCGACUUUUCAUUACCGACUUCGAUAAGUCAAAAAUUAAAUCCUUUAAAUCAAUCGCAACAGCAAACGCAAUUAGUGAAAAUAGUCAUAUGGUUAUUAAAAAAUCAUUUACUCUUACAAUUACAUACAUAUGUACAAUAUAUGCCAACUGUGCAUGGUCGAACACCAUUGGAUAUGAAGAAUGAAAUGAAUCAUAACUUAAAUGAGAUCACAGAAAGUGGAAACACGUGGAAUUUGAACGAUGCUUCAAAAGGAAUUCCAACUGAUAUAAAGGAAGAGUUAUCGAUGAAUCUCCACAAAGAAAAUGGAAUAUAUAAUUAUCAGUCAGAAGAUUAUGAUAUUCCAUCCGAUGAUAGAAAAUUGCUUGACAGAUUAUGUCGUUUAGAUUAUUUUAAUGGAGGGCAUCACUUAGAAGAAAUAAUGUAUUUAGAAAAUAUUCGCAGGUCUCAAUUACUACAAAUUUUAGAUAAAUUUCGAGAUGUAUUGAUCACGUGCGAAUGCGAAGACCCUGCCAUAGCCCUAUUUUAUAGUCAAUUUGAUUCUUAA